UGUGAAAUCAGAAUCAAUGUAUCCAUUCUUAUUGCUAAGCAUUAUAUGCUCAGAAACCAUCUUGAAACUGGGAUCCUAGGCUGGCUUCUAUAGUGGCAGGUCAGACAUGUGUGACACUGAAUCUGAAGUGUCUCUGUAGUGAAAUAAGAAGGGGAGACGUGUUUCCGUUUUAAGUAAGUGUUGGGAAGGGAAGCCACCCAAAGAGAAGGAUGUGGAUGGCUCUGUUCUUAAUUGCAUGUAUAUUGACUCCGUGAAAUGGCAGGGUCACCUUCAUGAUUUUUCUCUCCCAAAUAGCAGUGUUAGUGUUCCGGGUGACACAGUGCAGUCAGUUCAGUCAAGUUACAAUCCCUUUGAAGAUGAAGAGGAUACUGGAAGUACUGUCAGUGAAAAGGAGGACAAUAAAAUCAAAAAUGUUAGCAGCUCGGAGAAAAACCAAAGUUACUCUGCGGACUGGUCCGACGAGGAGACCAACAAUCCUUUUUCAUCUAAUGAUGCUCCUGCAGAAACAAAUCCAUUUGAUGAGGAUACAUCCCCUACGAUGGAAGUUAGAGUACGGGCAUUGUAUGACUAUGAAGGUCAAGAGCUCGAUGAACUCAGUUUCAAGACUGGGGAAGAGCUAACUAAAAUAGAAGAUGAAGAUGAACAGGGUUGGUGCAAAGGCCGCUUGGACAAUGGGCAAGUUGGACUCUAUCCCGCAAACUAUGUUGAGGCAAUCCAGUGACAAAGAGUUGUAUAGAAGUGCUGUAGUAAUUGUCAGUCGGUAUGCAGUUGGUGGCCCGCCAUGAAGAGAACUGAAAUGUGUUGAAAUUGUAUAUAUUUCCUUUAAUGCAAAUGAAUGAUGGAUUGAAAUAUGUGUUCCCAGGGGACAAGAUAACAAUUCAGACUGAAACUGGGAAAGGUUGGCAGCUUAUGCACAGCACAAAAUAACCAGGCCAGAGUGGAAAUUUAGUUGGCAAGAAAAUGAUAUUCUUAGAACUUAUUGCCAAUUUACUGUUUUAUCAUGCCUUAUGUAUAUUUUCAAAUUUGCUGCUGCCUCAACCCCCAUUUUUCUGGGUGGUGGCUUGCAUUGAUUCUUGUUUAAAUCACUUCUUUUAAGUGACCUAUAAUAAUUUGCAAUAAAUUGCAACUUAUUUUUUUAAUUGCAAUUUUUUAUCUGUUCUUAGCAAUAUUUGAAAGAUGCAUUUUUUUAAUUUAAAGACUAUGUAGCCUGCCAUCUUUUCAUGCCUGAUUCAUCUACUACUACUUAAGUUAUGAAUUUGAUUAUUCCUCAGUUUACAUUGUACUGUUAACUUUUCCAUGCCUUAAUGGUGUAAAAUGCCAAAUUGCGUCUGUUACAUAACAUUGUAGCAUACUGUCUGCAAAUGUUAGUUUGGGUUUCUGGAAUGCCAUUGAUGCAUUUUGGCACCAGAAACAUGAAUUUUCCAAAUUACGACUUCCAAGAGGAUUUCUAAAAGUAUAAUAUUUAAAACUAUUUCCAUCAUAUUCUUGCUGAGAAAUUUACAUUUUGCAAGAUGUUAAUGAUUUUGUGCAAUUUGGAAACGUCUACGGAGAUUAUUUUUUCAAGCAAAAGACUGUAAAAUAGAUUAAUGCUUUUUUUAUUGAGAUGCUCUUUAAGUUGUGCAUAUGUGUAUAUAUAAUUUGAUAUUCAAAUGUUUAAAGAGCAUAUCCUAAUUAGCCAGCCUAUUGUCUAUGCAUUAGAUUUAAGGUGGAGUCCAGCACUAGUAAAUGUGAGUUUGCUAUCCAUGUCAGUGGGACGUUGCAGCUCUAGAGCAAGCCAUUUAAAUUAUAACAUAUUUAAAUUGUGCUUUGACAGUGCUUACUCAUUUAAACAUAAAGUAGAUCAGCUGCUCAAGCCAGUCCACUGUGGAUGUAGUAGCUGGGAGGGAUUGUCCUAAGGAUAUAGGAGCCCAGUUUUGACCCUCUUCCAUAUGGAGUGAUUUCAGGAGGAAGAGACCUGCAUGCACACAUAAUACGUCCCUGUCCACCCCAAUCUCCCUUUCCUUGAUGGAGGUGGAGGAGUGAGGGCUGCCUGGGAGUUGCAAGGUACGCACAAGAUUCCCACUCCUUGUAAAGGCUGGGGUGGGGCGGGGGGAGAAGACCAGUCUUCCGCUAUGCAUUCCUGGGAUCCUCCUGUGGGCCCUGCAUCCACAGUACACUGGAGUGAGGCCUAAGUAUUAUGUGACUUUGAUUCUCAAAUAAGAUGAACAUAGUAGUUACAUCCUAAUAUUAAUAUUUGUAGGUAGAAUCGUGGCUCCAAAUAUAAACUCGCAGUAGCCCCACUGUGGAUUAUUGUAGCAGAACACUGUAAAAUCUACUUGUUUGAAGUUGCAAAUCAACUGUAAAAGUGUGAAAUUGUAUACAUUUGUAGGAGAUCAAAUAGCUGGAUUGUUGAACAUGUUGGAACAAGUUGCUUUAUAGAAAAUCUAAAUCUUAUCCGAUAAGUAGAAAUGCUAUUUUAGGGAACUACACUGUAAUUGAAAUAACUUUUUGGCAAUUAAAAUGCUGUAAGUGCUCCUGGUAUUA
This is a messenger RNA of Podarcis muralis (Common wall lizard), 2523 nucleotides long. Lineage: Eukaryota; Metazoa; Chordata; Lepidosauria; Squamata; Lacertidae. The record is from RefSeq and is a predicted model, not a curated record.